CUCCCGGAAGGCUGUAGGAACGUUUACUGAGCGCUUCUUUCGCCGUCCAGCGGUGACAGACCGGCGCAGCCUGGCCGCGACAUUAUUUUGUCGCACUUGAGCUCUGUUGGCUAUUAAAGAGUUGAAAGAAUUCCGUCCGGAGGGAUAAAGGAGGCGGCGCGGGCUGAAAUAUGUUGGCUUCUUGUUACUUGUGCUUUUUGAGGAGGGAGUCCGACACACAGCUGUAGUUUCUCUUCCAAAGGCGAGGAAUGCUAUCUGAGCAUCAAUGUUUCACUGGGGCAAGUGGAAGAAGAGGAUGGGAGCCAAUAGUUCUUCAAAAAGACCAGUUUUCGAUGAAAAGGAAGAUGUGAACUUUGACCACUUCCAGAUAUUGCGUGCCAUUGGGAAGGGGAGCUUUGGAAAGGUAUGCAUUGUGCAAAAGAGGGACACCGAGAAGAUGUAUGCCAUGAAGUACAUGAACAAACAGCAGUGUAUAGAGCGAGAUGAGGUCCGAAAUGUCUUUAGAGAGCUUGAGAUCCUUCAAGAAAUUGAACAUGUUUUUUUAGUAAACCUCUGGUGACU
Thalassophryne amazonica is the source of this 561-nucleotide messenger RNA. Its product is annotated as serine/threonine-protein kinase 32C-like. The transcript has 3 exons. The coding region runs from base 266 to 559 and encodes 97 amino acids. Gene Ontology annotation, molecular function: G protein-coupled receptor binding; G protein-coupled receptor kinase activity; ATP binding. Lineage: Eukaryota; Metazoa; Chordata; Actinopteri; Batrachoidiformes; Batrachoididae. The record is from RefSeq and is a predicted model, not a curated record. Gene Ontology annotation, biological process: protein phosphorylation; regulation of signal transduction; G protein-coupled receptor signaling pathway.